This is a messenger RNA of Argiope bruennichi, 592 nucleotides long. RefSeq lists its product as uncharacterized. The transcript has 3 exons. NCBI's taxonomy places the organism in Eukaryota, Metazoa, Arthropoda, Arachnida, Araneae, Araneidae. The coding region runs from base 63 to 506 and encodes 147 amino acids. The record is from RefSeq and is a predicted model, not a curated record.
AACACUGCUUUAGCUAGUGUAUAAAAUGAUCGCAUUUCCAAGAGCGAUUAUUGGUUGCCAAAAUGAGUUGUUUAUGUCCACUAAAAUUACAACGCAGUAGAUUAUUUAGAAGUAAUAGACCUCGAAUUGGGCAGGAAUCAAUUGAUGACGACAGCACAGAUAACAUUUGUCUUGUGAGAGUUUCGACAAUAGUGGGUUUCCUUUUCCUUGUAAGCGGCCUAAUCAUGGUGGUAUCUUCAUACAUUAAAAAUAGCAGUUAUGAUAUGGAAAUUGCUCUGGCCUUCAUUGUCGGCACCUGCCUUGUUUUCUCAAUUGUCUUAGGCUAUAUUUUCCGUUUUUGGUGGAAAAUGAGAACUCGAAGGAAAGAAGCUCCUGAUGAAGAAUUCGACACGGUUGGUGAUUAUUUUAGGGACAUCUUUUGCCUUCCACCAAAUUUUCGAGGAGAGCGGACGGAGCCAGAAGGCAGCUCUGAAGAAGUUGCCCCAGAUAUAGUGACUUCCUGUUGAAGAUAGUUUUUAAUACUUUUAAGCUUUGUUUUAUCUGACUGAUAAAUUAUUCAGACUUGCAAUGUUUUUUAAACUGAGAAUAAAGA